UCAAUUAAUGACCCAAACUGUCGGAAAUGAAAAGAUUAAGUGAAGAGGAUUUUCAGCCCAAUCACGGCUGUUUUACAGCCAAGAUUCCAGCUCAGCCAUUCAUUGCCUUUCCUUUUAUUCUUUUUUCAAUUUACUAUAAAUUGGGCAUAUGUAUGUUUAUUCAAGCAUGAACUCAGUAAUCAAAAACAUUUUUUAUCUCUAUACCUGUUGUUAUGGUAUCAGAGCAGUGUUUCUGAUUCCUGAACACUUUGCUCAUCAUCUACAAUCUAUCCCAGCCAAUCCAACCUCAAACCAGAAAACUCAAAAAUCAAAAUCAAACCCCGGAAAAAUCAACAAACAUCCGCUGCAUCUGCUUCACAACCGUACAAGCCCACACUUCACAACCGUACAAGCCCACACUCCUCUUCUCCUCUCUAACCUCCGGUCGCCGGAGACCCACUCCGACCAACAGCAGAUUCCGACCGCACCUCAGACCAAACGAUACCCCCUCUUCCUCACCAUCUGCUUUCACCCACAAUCCGUGAAGCCUUUCCUCUUCUUCACCCACCUCCUCAAACAAUUAGACACCACAUCCGACACCGACAGCCGGUGGCUCCGCCUCUCUCCGCUGCCGCCGCCGCCGCUGCUGUUAGUACCAUUCUCAUCUUUCAUCUUUUUUUCAACUUUAGCCCUCAAAAUUCAAAAUAUUCCUUCAAGGAUCGACGUAGGUUCUUCAAAAAGAUAAGAGAUUUCAUAAGAUUUGAUGUGGGUAUGUCAAAAGAUUACAGAUCUUUCAAGAUUUGAUGUGGGUUUUUCGAAAGAUUACAGAUUUCACAAGAUUUGCUGUUGUCUUGUGGUGGAUAAGGACAUCAGAACUGGAAAGAUAAUUGGGCGUGGCACUGAACGACAUGGCUUAUACUAUGUGGAUGAGGUGACUCAGUCAGGGACUGCGAUGCUCGCUCACGGAACAAAGAGUAGAGAAGCAUGGCUUUGGCAUAGGAGAUUAGGGCAUCCUUCUGCCGGGUAUCUACAUCUUUUACUCCCUACACUUUUCCCGUCAAACAGUAAAUUAGACUGUGAAACAUGUGCCUUAGCCAAAAGCCAUAAAAAACCUUUCAAACCAAGUAACACUAGGGUCAGUGAACCCUUUUCACUAAUACAUUCUGAUGUUUGGGGUCCAGCUGAAACGAAUGGAGGUCAAAAUCUUCGUUUCUUCCUAUUAUUUGUUGAUGACUGUACCCGGAUGACAUGGGUAUAUUUUUUAAAACACAAAUCUGAAGUUUUCGACAAAUUUAAACUGUUUUACACCAUGGUCCAAACUCAAUUUAAAACCAACAUUCAGAUCUUAAGAUCUGAUAAUGGAGGGGAGUACGUUAAUACCUCCAUGAAACAAUUUAUUCAAGAGAAGGGAAUGAUUCACCAAACCACUUGCCCAAAACACCCAGAACAAAAUGGUGUAGUUGAGCGGAAAAAUGGCAUUUUGGUAGAAAUGGCCCGAGCCCUUAUGCUUGAAUCCAAAGUCCCUAAAUCUUUUUGGCCCGAAGCUAUAAACACAGCUGUGUAUCUCCUUAACCGUUUACCAACCAAAGCCCUUGACCUAAAAACUCCCCUAGAUACCUUAUCCACAUUCACCAAACUACCCCCACCUCUUACCUUACCACCUCGUGUCUUUGGGUGUACCGUGUUUCCCCAUAUACCCAAAACCGAACGAUCCAAACUUGAUCCAUGUGCCGAAAAAUGUGUCUUUGUUGGUUAUGGGGUGAAUCAGAAAGGAUACCGAUGUUAUAACCCAUCACGACGUCGUGUGAUUACGACUGUCCACUGCGACUUUCUUGAAACAGAAUAUUACUAUCAGUCCCACCUCAGUGGUCAGGGGGAGAUAGAACAUGAAGACUCACUGAGUUGGUUGAAGUUGAUUCCAUUUGCAAGCGAAGAUGAGUCAUCUCAUACAUCCACACAUACUAAGCCUGUCGAAAGUCUCACCCAAGAAUCAUCCAGACUGGUGUUCGAGGUAAGUGAUUCUCCAAACCUUGGAAAUGUGCCUGAAUCUAAUGCAGAUACCACUAAUAAUCAGGAAAGUCUCGAGACAAUGGAACAGGUGGAGGUUGCUGAGCAAAACAACGCAGUCCAAGGAGAAAUCGAAUCUAAUGAACAACAUGACGGAGGCUCUGGAACAACACCGGGAACAUACGUUUUACCUCCUAGAACCAAUAGAGGGGUUCCUCCGAAACGGUACUCCCCAGAAAGGGAAACCAGAAAUUCAAGGUAUCCUACAGCCAAUAUGGUUGACGGGAACUUAUCUAACAGUGCGAAAGCAUUUGUUACCUCACUAUACUCCGAACAAAUACCGAGUUCCGUGAAGGAAGCCCAGAGUAAGAAGAAUUGGAAGGAAGCAAUGGAAACGGAGAUGCGUGCUCUUAUGAAAAACAACACGUGGGAGAAGUGCGUUCUUCCUAAAGGAAAGAAAACUGUUGGAUGUCGGUGGGUGUAUUCAAUCAAAUAUAAACCAGAUGGUUCCAUUGGAAGAUACAAAGCUCGGCUCGUUGCCAAGGGUUACACUCAGACGUAUGGGAUCGAUUACUCUGAGACGUUCUCUCCAGUUGCAAAAAUGGACACCAUCAGAGUCCUCUUCUCUGUGGCAGCCAAUAAGGAGUGGCCUCUCCACCAGUUUGAUGUUACAAACGCAUUUCUCCAUGGAGACCUAACAGAAGAGGUUUACAUGGAAGCACCUCCAGGCUUCUCAGGGAGUUUUAAAGAAAGGGAAGUAUGUCGGUUGAAAAAAUCAUUAUACGGGCUAAAACAAUCUCCUCGGGCAUGGUUUGGAAAGUUCACUUUGGCCAUGAAAGAAUACGGGUAUCACCAAAGUAAUGCUGAUCAUACUUUGUUCCUCAAGAGAAGAAACGGCCUUGUAACUUGCUUGAUCAUAUAUGUUGACGACAUGAUUAUUACCGGAAAUGAUGUAGAAGAAAUAGCACAACUGAAAGAGAAUCUGUUUUCAAAAUUUGAAAUGAAAGAUCUAGGGAAUCUCAAGUAUUUCCUCGGGAUUGAAGUUCUUAGGUCUAAACGAGGGAUCUUCAUUUGCCAAAGAAAGUAUGUCCUUGAUCUUCUGGCGGAAACCGGGUUGAUUGAUUGUAAACCCGCAGAUACUCCAAUGGUGGUGAACCACAACCUUCACAUGGAACUUAAUGGGGAGCUUGCGGACAAAGAAAGGUAUCAACGGCUCGUGGGCAAGCUAAUUUAUCUCUCUCACACUCGUCCUGAUAUAGCGUAUGCGGUUGGAGUAGUAAGUCAGUUCAUGCACCAACCACAAGUUGCCCACAUGGAAGCUGCUCAGAGAAUUUUAAAGUAUCUCAAGGGGACCGUAGGCCAUGGAGUGUUGUUCAAAACAAAUGGACAUCUGAAUGUUGAGCUCUACACUGAUGCAGACUGGGCAGGAGAUAAGGGGAAUCGAAGGUCAACAUCAGGAUACUUCUCCUUGGUCGGUGGAAACCUGGUUACCUGGAGAAGUAAGAAACAGAAGGUGGUUGCUCUGUCGAGUGCAGAAGCGGAAUUUAGAGGUAUAGCUCGGGGGUUAAGCGAAGUUCUUUGGAUCAGGAAGCUACUAGAAGACAUUGGUUUUUUCCAAAAGGAACCCAGUAAGGUUAUGUGUGAUAAUACGGCUGCAAUACAAAUCUCAGAAAACCCAGUACAACAUGAUCGAACAAAACACGUGGAGGUAGACCGACAUUUCAUUAAAGAGAAACUGGAGGAAAGAAUCAUAGAGCUCCCAUAUGUAUCGUCAAAAGAUCAACUCGCAGAUAUUCUUACAAAGGCCGUCAACGGAAAUGCUUUUAGUAGCUGCUUGAGCAAGUUAAGUAUUGGUGACCCCACUACUCAACUUGAGGGGGAGUGUCGGAAAUGAAAAGAUUAAGUGAAGAGGAUUUUCAGCCCAAUCACGGCUGUUUUACAGCCAAGAUUCCAGCUCAGCCAUUCAUUGCCUUUCCUUUUAUUCUUUUUUCAAUUUACUAUAAAUUGGGCAUAUGUAUGUUUAUUCAAGCAUGAACUCAGUAAUCAAAAACAUUUUUUAUCUCUA
Messenger RNA from Helianthus annuus (common sunflower), 4051 nucleotides. RefSeq names its product expansin-A10. NCBI's taxonomy places the organism in Eukaryota, Viridiplantae, Streptophyta, Magnoliopsida, Asterales, Asteraceae. Gene Ontology annotation, biological process: DNA integration; plant-type cell wall organization. The record is from RefSeq and is a predicted model, not a curated record. Gene Ontology annotation, molecular function: nucleic acid binding. The transcript has 2 exons. Bases 743 to 3880 code for a protein of 1045 amino acids. Gene Ontology annotation, cellular component: extracellular region.